Molecule: messenger RNA, 1425 nt
Organism: Parnassius mnemosyne (clouded apollo)
Lineage: Eukaryota; Metazoa; Arthropoda; Insecta; Lepidoptera; Papilionidae
Source: the annotation of a GenBank genome assembly
AUGGAUUAUAAUAAACAAUUAGAAAAUUUAGCCCUAAAUUUGUUUAAAAUCGAUGCUGUGAAAUUUGGUGAAUUUACUACUAAAAGUGGUAUAAAAACGCCGGUAUACUUUGAUUUGAGGGUUAUUGUUAGUUAUCCUGUGGUAAUGGAAUUGAUAUCUCAUCUCCUUUUUGAAUUUCUAUUGAAAACAAGUGAAUAUGACUAUUUUUGUGGAGUUCCUUAUACUGCUUUGCCUAUUGCAACAUUACUGAGUGUUGAAGCUAAGAAGUCUAUGUUGAUGAGACGGAAGGAGGCGAAGUCUUACGGGACCAAAAAAGUUAUUGAAGGCCAUUAUAAACUAAAUCAGAAAUGUAUUAUAGUAGAAGAUGUUGUAACAUCUGGUUCUAGUGUGCUAGAAACGGUUAAAGAUUUAAGAAAUGAAGGUCUUAUAGUUGAAGAAGCUGUUAUAAUUUUAGACAGAGAACAGGGUGGCAAGCAAAACCUUGAAGCAAACAAUGUAUCAAUGAGGUCUCUAUUUACUAUGUCAAAGUUGAUUGAGAUACUGGUAAAUAACAAUUGCAUUACUGAGCAAGUUGGAAAAGAAGUUAAAAGUUAUUUAAAUAAUAUUCAUGCUCCAGCAGUGGUGCCAUCAGUUAAUAGAGUGAACAUCCCAUUUGAAAAACGAAUUGAGUUAUCAACAAAUUCAAUAGCAAAGCAACUGUUCAAUAUAAUGGCUACAAAGAAAACCAAUCUCUGCCUUUCUGUAGAUUUGACGUCUUCCACAAAAAUAAUUGAUCUCUUAGAAAAAGUUGGGGAGCAUAUAUGUCUUGUUAAAACACACAUUGAUAUAAUUGAAGACUUUAGUGAUAACUUCAUUAUGCAACUAAAACAGUUGGGAACAAAGUUUAAUUUUCUUAUACUGGAAGAUAGAAAGUUUGCUGACAUUGGAAACACUGUGUCACUGCAGUAUUCAAAGGGUAUAUACAAAAUUAGUGAAUGGGCUGACUGUGUGACUGCACAUUCAUUGUCUGGCGAAGGAAUCUUAAAAGCUUUAAACACUUGCACAAACACUGGUAGUAAAGGAGUUUUCUUCUUAGCUGAAAUGAGCAGUGAGGGUAAUCUAAUUACACACGAAUAUACAGAAGCUACUGUCAGGAUGGCUGCAAAAUAUCCAGACUUAAUUACUGGAUUUGUUUGCCAGAAGAAAGAAACCUUUAGCAACCCUGGCUUAAUACAGCUCACUCCUGGAGUUCAACUAGACAGUUUGAAAGAUGAUUUUGGUCAAGUAUAUAAUACACCAGAGAAAGUAGUUCUAGAGAAUGGAGCUGAUGUGGUAGUGGUAGGACGUGGCAUAGUUGCGUCAAAGAAUCCAGAAGCGCAAGCGGCCAUUUAUAAAGAUACUCUAUGGAAAUGUUAUAUGAAGAGAGUUUCAGGAAAAUUAGAAUGA